Molecule: messenger RNA, 1478 nt
Organism: Lates calcarifer (barramundi perch)
Lineage: Eukaryota; Metazoa; Chordata; Actinopteri; Centropomidae
Gene: tmem129
Product: transmembrane protein 129, E3 ubiquitin protein ligase
Exons: 7
Coding region: 100-1200 (366 amino acids)
Biological process (GO): protein ubiquitination
Cellular component (GO): endoplasmic reticulum; membrane
Molecular function (GO): ubiquitin protein ligase activity
Source: RefSeq, a predicted model, not a curated record
CGAAGAAGAAGAAGCCGCGUAGACACGGAAACGUAUAAGGAAGAAGAUACAGAAACAUGGACGGUGUCUGGGUGGGAGUCUGCUGAGACCAGGUCCAGUAUGGAGAGUCCGGAGCUGAGCUUCACUCUGGCCUACGUGGUCUUCUGUCUGUGUUUCGUGUUCACGCCUAACGAGUUCCGGUCUGCCGGUCUGACCAUCCAGAACCUGUUCUCGUCCUGGCUGGGGAGCGAGGAUGUGGGCUUCGUCCAGUACCACGUCCGAAGGACCAGCGUCACUGUGCUGGUCCACUCCGCUCUGCCUUUAGGUUACUACAUGGGGAUGUGUAUUGCUGCUCCAGAGAAAAACCUGGGAUACAUUUACCAGGUGAGUGAGAGCUGGAUAGCCUUCCUCCUCCUCUCUCUCUGCCUCCAGUUGGCUAGCUGGAUGCUCGUCAUCUACUGGUCCCGCUGUCACUGGCACAACCAUCCGGUGAGCCGGGCCCUGCAAGCCCACGUCCGGUCUCCUCACUCCAGCUGGGGCUCGGUGGCAGCCAACAUCAACACGGAGUUCAGACGCAUAGACAAGUUUGCUACAGGAGCACCAGGAGCCAGAGUCAUCGUGACUGACUCCUGGGUGUUAAAGGUGACCACCUAUCACGUCUACAUGGCCUUACAGAGUGAAUGUCAUGUGACAGUGACAGAGUCCAGGCAGCACCAGCUGAGUCCAGACUCGGCCUCCCCUGCACAGAUCUUGACCCUGAGAGUGGACAGCAUCAACCCUGCCAUCAGAUCCUUUGAUAUCAGGCUCAACUCCACAGAAUAUGCGGAGCUCAGGGAGAAGCUUCAUGCUCCCAUCAGAAACUCUGCCAAUGUAGUGAUCCACCAGACCAUCAGUGAGCUCUUCCUGGAUACAUUCAGAGCUCAGGUGGAGCUCAAUCAACCAUACACGCUCCCCACCAGACAGGAGAUAGAGCCCUGUAUUGGCUGUAUGCAGAUUCCAGCAAACACCAAGCUGGUCCGACUCUGCCACACUGAAGGAGCUGAUAACGAGUCCGACUGUCAGGAGUGUUUCUGCAGACCCAUGUGGUGUCUGUCCUGUCUGGGUCGAUGGUUCGCCAGCCGCCAAGACCAGCAAAGACCUGAGACCUGGUUGUCCAGCAGAGUCCCCUGUCCUACCUGUAGAGCCAAAUUCUGUAUAUUGGAUGUCUGUGUGGUUCACUGACACACACACACACACAGAUCCAAACUGACUCUGCCCUCUGAUAAUCAGGAGGAGGUGUGGUUUUACACAGCAUUCAGACACAGACCUGUGGAGGAGGAGGAGUGGACAGGACUGGUCAGAGCUCCGAUGUGUACCUGCUUAUUCUAUGUUUUCUAUAAGAGUGAUCAUUUAGAGGAAUGAAAUAUCAUUAUAAAUGUUGAAGCUCAACAUAAAGUGCAAUGAUCAGUGUGAUAUUCUUUACCCACAGUCAGAUAAAGGCUUGCAGUUAAUUUUCUUAA